GGUUCAGUAUGGUGAAGGUGCAGAUCAUAUGACCAUCACAUGAACACAGGAGCAGCAAUGCUCGAUCAUUCACUGAACUGCAGGAUUAGGACAAAGAUCACAGACUGACUGAGAACAAACGUUCUCCAUCAGCAUUACAUAUAGAAACUCGUCUGGUCGUGUGUUUCCGACUGAAGGACAUCAGCAGGUUUGAAAAUGAACAGACGACUGCUGCUGGUAUCUAAUUCGACUCUGCACGGUGGGGGAUAUCUCCAGCACUGUCAGCAGCAGAUACGGGACUUCUUUGGAGAGAAGGUGAAGAGGAUCCUGUUUGUCCCCUAUGCCCUCCAUGAUCGAGAUGCCUACACCAAGACUGCCAGAGACAAGCUGACGAGUCUGGGUUAUGAAGUGGACAGUGUUCACGAGGCUGCCGAUCCCGUCGAGGCCGUACGCAAAGCCGAGGCCAUUUUUAUUGGUGGAGGAAACACAUUUCGGUUGCUGAAAGCCCUCUAUGAUAACCAGCUGGUGAUGGAGAUUAGGAAGAGGGUGCUACAGGACGGAGUUCCGUACAUGGGUUCGAGCGCGGGCACGAACGUCGCCACCGUCAGCAUUAACACCACCAACGACAUGCCCAUCGUUUACCCGCCCAGCUUCUCCUCCAUCGGCCUCGUCUCAUUCAACAUCAACCCUCACUACCUCGAUACCGAUCCUCACAACAAGCACAUGGGGGAGACUCGUGAGCAGAGGAUCGUUCAGUAUCAUGAGGAACCGAACACGCCGUGUGUACUGGGAUUGAGAGAAGGGUCCAUGCUUCUGGUGGAAGGAAACACUGCCACGUUACUCGGUUCCACCAAGGCUCGACUCUUCCAGAGGGGGAAGCAGACGACUGAAUAUGAACCUGGGAGUGAUCUGAGCUUUUUGUUUACAGAUGAACAAUAAACAGAAUAAAGAAAUCAGUUCAACAUCCAA
Molecule: messenger RNA, 948 nt
Organism: Trichomycterus rosablanca
Lineage: Eukaryota; Metazoa; Chordata; Actinopteri; Siluriformes; Trichomycteridae
Product: Alpha-aspartyl dipeptidase-like
Exons: 9
Coding region: 196-918 (240 amino acids)
Biological process (GO): proteolysis
Molecular function (GO): serine-type peptidase activity
Source: RefSeq, a predicted model, not a curated record